This is a messenger RNA of Helobdella robusta, 5409 nucleotides long. RefSeq lists its product as hypothetical. The record is from RefSeq and is a predicted model, not a curated record. Bases 31 to 5409 code for a protein of 1792 amino acids. Gene Ontology annotation, cellular component: plasma membrane; voltage-gated sodium channel complex. The transcript is spliced from 30 exons. Gene Ontology annotation, molecular function: voltage-gated sodium channel activity. Gene Ontology annotation, biological process: neuronal action potential; membrane depolarization during action potential; sodium ion transmembrane transport. NCBI's taxonomy places the organism in Eukaryota, Metazoa, Annelida, Clitellata, Rhynchobdellida, Glossiphoniidae.
GAGAAAAAAGAAGAACUGACGCCCAACCCCAUGUUCGAAGUGGGAAAAACCCUGCCAUCAAAAAUUGGCGAAUUCCCGCCAAGCUUGUACGGAAAGCCCAUUGAAGAUUUGGAUGAUUAUUAUAGAAAUAAAUACACGUUCAUGAUUGUGGCCAAGGACAAAACCAUAUUCAGGUUUAGCGCCACGAAAGGUUUCUUUAUAUUCACUCCAUUCAACCCAAUCAGGAGGGCGGCCAUGUACGUCCUGACACAUCCAUAUCCUUUUCUGACAGUGAUGGUGGUCAUACUGGUCAACUGUGUCUUCAUGGCCAUUAAAGAAGAAUUUCAAGCCGCUGAAAAAACAUUCACUGGCAUCUACACAGUUGAAGGAAGUGUGAAGAUGCUAGCGCGUGGAUUCAUCCUGGCUGACUUCACCUACCUGAGAGAUGCAUGGAACUGGCUGGAUUUCAUUGUUGUCAUGCUUGCGUACGUGACAAUGGGUAUUGAAAUGGGUAAUGUGGCAGUGUUAAGGACCUUCAGAGUACUGAGAGCCCUUAAAACUGUUGCGGUUGUGCCAGGUCUCAAAACCAUCGUUGGUGCCUUAAUGGAAGCAGUGCGUCGCCUUCGUGACGUCAUGAUUCUUUCCGUCUUCGUCCUCUCCAUCUUUGCCCUCGUUGGCCUCCAACUUUACCAGGGCCAUAUAAGCAGAUCUAUAAAGAAUUUGACAGCAAUAAAUGUUACUACAGCUUUGUAUACUUUGUAUCUUUUCUUUUUUCGAACUGGUUCAAACCGACGGGCCGUCCCUUCAUGCUGUGUGGCAUGUACGGAGACGAAUCAGGGGGACUGCCCGGUGAACUACACGUGUGCCAAGGGUGGCGACAAUCCCGACUUCAACUACACCAACUUCGACAACUUCGGUUGGGCCAUGCUCUGCGCGUUCAGAUUGAUGACUCAAGACUACUGGGAGAAUCUCUAUCAGCAGGUAAUUCGCACGAACGGACCGAACCAGGUGUUAUUCUUCGUCAUCGUCAUCUUUCUCGGCUCCUUCUACCUCGUCAACGUCAUUCUCGCCAUCGUCGCCAUGUCAUACGACGACUGCCGCAAGCAGGACCAAAUUGAUGCUGACUUGGAGGAGGAAGCCGAGAUGAAGGCAGAAGAGGCAUUCUUCGAGGUGAAGUACACCCCUUCCGUGGGGUCAGCCAACAGCCUCAUGCUCGCCAACCCCAGGUACUCCAAUGGUGGGAAUGGCCGCCCUGUAGCUUGCGACAAGAUGAGCGUGCAGUCGGAAUAUUGCUGCAGCCACAAUUGCAACCAGGAGAUCUAUAAGCAGAAAGAAAAAUCAGUUAGUCGGCUUGUUUUGAAGUUCGAAGACCCUACCAAGAACAAGUUGGCUAUAAUGGACAACCCUUUCAUCUGCCGAACGCCAAGUACCGCUACCAUAGAUUUGCAAGACGUACUAGUUUUGAAAGACUUAAUAAGAAAUGCUUCUAACAAACGGAGAUGUUAUUGGUUAGGUUACGAGCCAGGAAUGAAGAAGAAAGAAUUUUUGAAAGAGAAGUGCAUGCAGUUGUUAUUUGGUUGGGAAUGCCAUCCGCUCUGGUAUAAAGUUGCUCAUAUCACAGAACUCUUCAUCAUGGAUGCUUUUGUGGACCUCUUUAUAACUCUCUGUAUCGUUGUUAAUACCGUCUUUAUGGCUAUGGAACAUGCCAACAUGCACGAUACCCUUGUUAAAGUUCUCUCUUAUGGAAAUUAUGUAUUCACGGGCAUUUUCACUGUGGAAGCGGCACUGAAGAUCCUAGCCCUCGGUCUUUACAAGUACCUGCAAGAUAAAUGGAGUUGUUUCGACUUCGUCAUCGUCAUUUUGAGCCUGGUGGAGAUGGGCUUGGAGAAAGUUAAAGGACUUUCUAUAUUGAGAUCUUUCAGAUUGCUACGAGUCUUUAAACUAGCAAAGUCCUGGCCCACCCUAAACCUCCUAAUCGGCAUCAUAGGUAGGACCAUGGGUGCCCUAGGGAACCUUUGCUUCGUGUUGGCCAUCAUCAUCUUCAUCUUCGCUGUCAUGGGGAUGCAGUUGUUUGGUGCCUACUACACUGAUGACAAGUUCCCCUUUGAGGUUGGCGAGAACCGCGAGUUGAGGUGGCACUUUAAAGAUUUCUUCCACUCUUUCAUGAUCGUCUUCAGAAUACUGUGCGGAGAAUGGAUAGAGAAUAUGUGGAACUGCUUGCGAACCUAUGGAAAGCCGUGCAUUCCUUUCUUCCUGCUGACGAUGAUCGUUGGCAACCUUGUGGUGUUGAAUUUGUUUCUUGCUUUGCUUUUGAGCUCAUUUGGUGCAGAAAGUUUGAAACACUCACAAGAAGAGGAAGGUCCGAACAAGUUGCAGGAGGCGGUCGACCGCAUCAACCGAUUCGCGAUCUACAUCAAAUCGCACAUCACCUACUGCGUCAAAGUCAAAGUGAGACACAAACAAAUCGCAAACGACUACUUCUUCGACGAACGCACCAACUACAUCGGCCAACAUGACGCCAACCGACACGGCAACAACAACAUGUGUGUGAACAACAACGACAGCAGCAGCAACACAAACAACAACAUUAACGACAACAACAGCAACAGAGGUGUGGUCAUCGUCAACGCAACUCCAAUAGGCAAUGGCAGGAUCGUGAAUGCUGAAGGCGAUUAUGAACUGAACAACGAUGAUGAUGACCUCUCAAGAGCUUACAACAAAAGCAACCACAGCAAACGCAGCAGUGUCAACAACAACAACAACAACAACAACAACGAUGUGCCGCGUACAACUGGCGGUCCAGAAAUAAACGAGGUGAAGGUGGUCUUCGUGAAGUAUCCAGACGAUUGCUGCCCGCGACUCUGCAUGGAAAAAUGUUCCUUCUGGGACCUGCUGGAGAACACGCUGUUUGGAAAAGUUUACUGGAAGUUUCGCUGUUACAUGUUCUCACUGGUUGAAAAUAAUUACUUCGAAACAUUCAUCAUACUCAUGAUUCUGGCAAGCAGUCUUGCUUUGGCGAUCGAAGACAAAAACAUCGAUACGAAACCGCUACUGAAGCACGUGCUGAAGGUCAUGGAUAGUGUCUUCACCGUCAUCUUCGUCUUCGAGAUGAUUGUCAAGAUGGCAGCCUACGGACUGAAGAAGUACUUCACGGACGCCUGGUGCUGGCUCGAUUUCAUCAUUGUUGCGAUAUCGUUAGUGGGUUGGUUCGCAGAGGGGGCAGGUGCGGGCAAUAUGGGAGCGUUCCGGGCACUGAGGACGCUGAGGGCACUACGACCCCUAAGAGCUGUUUCCCGAUGGGAGGGAAUGAAGGUUGUAGUGAACGCUCUCAUACAAGCCAUUCCAGCCAUCUUCAACGUGUUGCUGGUCUGCUUGGUCUUCUGGCUUAUUUUCAGCAUUAUGGGAGUCAAUCUUUUCAUGGGCAGAUUUGGAAGAUGUCUGGACGAGGAAGGCGAAAUGAUCAAGAUUGUAUUUGAAUCCGGGCACUACGUCAUUCAAGGAACAAACGAUACCCUGACGAGAGAACUCUGCAAGAAGAAUUUCUCGGUCACUCGCAAUUAUACUUGGUUCAACCCUAAGGUAAAUUUCGACAAUGUCCUCAUUGGGUAUCUUUCCUUGUUUCAAAUAGCCACAUUCAAAGGAUGGAUGGAUAUCAUGUAUGCUGCAAUUGAUAGUCGAGAGCCUACCGAACAGCCAUUGUUCGAAGAUAGAGUCGGUGUCUAUCUCUAUUUCGUUCUCUUCAUCGUCUUUGGGGCUUUUUUCACACUCAACUUAUUUAUCGGUGUCAUCAUCGAAAAUUUCAACAUGCAGAAGAAAAAAGCUGGCGGUUCGAUGGAGAUGCUGAUGACUGAAGAUCAGAAAAAGUAUUACAACGCCAUGAAAAAACUCGGAAGCAAGCAGCCGACCAAACCAAUCCCUAAGCCUAAACUAACAUGCCAGUUAUUUUUUUUCAACCUGACGAAGAAUCAAAAAUUCGACGUAGCCAUCAUGGUGGUCAUCCUCUUAAAUAUGACUACGAUGGGUCUCGAGCACUACGACCAGCCAAAGGCCAUGGAGAUAACUCUAAACUACAUCAACACCGUCUUCAUCGUCAUAUUCACGCUUGAAUGCGUCAUGAAGCUCUUAGGCCUAAGGUUCUACUACUUCAAGGAGCCCUGGAACAUAUUCGAUUUUGUUGUUGUCAUCACUUCUAUUUUAGCGAUGGCUCUCAGCAGCGUUUUAAACAAGCUUCCAGUGUCACCAACGAUGUUGAGGGUGGUUAGGGUUUUCAGAGUUGGAAGAGUUCUUCGGCUGGUCAAGUCAGCAAAAGGAAUUCGAACGUUGUUGUUCUCUCUGGCGGUCUCCAUGCCAGCCCUCUUCAACAUCGGACUUCUCCUAUUCCUAGUCAUGUUCAUCUACGCCAUCGUCGGCAUGAGUUCGUUCAUGCACGUGAAACACUCAGCUGGAAUUGACGACAUGUUCAACUUUGAGACUUUCUUCAACAGUAUGAUCAUCCUCUUUCAGAUUUGUACAUCGGCAGGCUGGGAUGGAGUGCUGGCUGGCUUGAUGAACGACACGCCUCCAGAUUGCGACGAUAAACCAACGGAAUCCAGUCCGAACGGAGAUUGUGGGAACAGUGCGCUCGGCAUGAUGUUUCUUGUGACGUAUUUAGUCAUAACAUUCUUGGUCAUCAUCAACAUGUACAUCGCUGUGAUUCUUGAAAAUUUUUCACAAGCCACCGAAGAUGUACAGCAGGGACUGACCCAGGACGAUUUUGACAUGUACUACGAGCUCUGGGAGAGGUUCGACGAGAACGCCACUCAGUACAUCCCUCUGGAUCGCUUGUGCGAAUUCGUUGAUACGCUGGAAGACCCACUGCGACUGCCUGCACCCAACCUCUACAAACUUGUCUCUAUGGAUAUCCCCAUCUGCGAAAAUGAUAUGGUUCACUGCAUCGACAUAUUGGACGCUCUAACGAAAAAUUUUCUCGGGACUGCCAACGAAGACACAGGUGAGUUAGGCGACUUGAAAGGACCCGAGAAGAAGGACUACCACCCAAUCAGCACCACACUGAAACGACAACGAGAAAUGUGCGUGGCCAGAAUAAUUCAAAAGUCCUGGCGCAACUACGUUAACAAGAAAAGAUUGGAGCAUGCAAAAGAAGAUUUGUACCAAUUAGACAAAGUUUCAUUAGAGUCGUACAACUCAAGAUUCACAUCGGGCAGCAAACUUUCAAUAUUAGAAGCCAACUCAUCAAACGGAGUUAAUGUAAUAAAAACAGAACUGACCACGGACAUGGAUGAAAACGUCAGAAACAUAUUCAGCGACACAAGCAGCGGCAGCGGUAGCGUCUCUAGCUACAAUGGAAGAAAAACAAAACAGGAAAAAAGUGACGAAGAUAACAAAAAGCUGCUCAUAUCUUUUUCAACGGUUUCCGAUUCUGACAGUUAG